Sordaria macrospora k-hell is the source of this 579-nucleotide messenger RNA. RefSeq lists its product as uncharacterized. Gene Ontology annotation, molecular function: actin filament binding. Gene Ontology annotation, biological process: Arp2/3 complex-mediated actin nucleation; regulation of actin filament polymerization. NCBI's taxonomy places the organism in Eukaryota, Fungi, Ascomycota, Sordariomycetes, Sordariales, Sordariaceae. Gene Ontology annotation, cellular component: cytoskeleton; Arp2/3 protein complex. The record is from RefSeq and is a predicted model, not a curated record.
AUGCCGGCCUACAACUCCGUCUUCAACGCCGACCCCUCCCCGCGCCUAAUCGGCAACUUCCCUUUGCUCCCUUUGCGGACCAAGAUCCGUGGGCCGACCUACCCCUUACCCUUCCCCGAUCCUCCUCUGGCGGCCAACGAGUCGCCCGACCCGGACUCGGAGUCGUACGACAUUCUCGACGAGACGCUAGCCCUGUUCCGCGCCAACACGUUUUUCCGCAACUUUGAGAUCCAGGGCCCUGCCGACCGUCUCCUGGUGUACGGGAUCUGGUUCAUUAGCGAUUGUCUGUCCCGCAUUAAGCCCAGCUACGGCGUCAGGGAGGCCACCAAGGAGGUGAAUAAUGCGGCGCUGGAUGUCAACUUUGCGUUGCCGGGCGACCCGGGGUGGCCUUUGAAUCAGAUGUACGAACCCCCCCGCGACCGUCAAGACGCCGAAAUCCUCCGCCAGUACAUGUCGCAGGCCCGGCAGGAGCUGGCGCAGAGGUUAUUGGCGCGCGUGUACGACGACGAGACCGAGGACAAGCCGAGCAAGUGGUGGUUGAGCUUUACCAAGAGGAAGUUCAUGGGCAAGGGGCUCUAG